This is a messenger RNA of Branchiostoma floridae (Florida lancelet), 732 nucleotides long. RefSeq names its product plasminogen-like. The transcript has 6 exons. NCBI's taxonomy places the organism in Eukaryota, Metazoa, Chordata, Leptocardii, Amphioxiformes, Branchiostomatidae. Bases 1 to 732 code for a protein of 243 amino acids. Gene Ontology annotation, molecular function: endopeptidase activity; signaling receptor binding. The record is from RefSeq and is a predicted model, not a curated record.
AUGGUUACACUUCUGUUCGCCAGUAAAGGCAGUGGAAGAUACUGUCUGGAAGGUGACGGCACCUCCUACCGCGGAACAGUCUCAGAGACGGGAUCAGGGUUAACAUGUCAGGCUUGGGGCAGCCAGGCCCCACGUUCUCAUAGGUUUCGCCCUGAGGACUAUCCAGACGCCGGACUGGAGGAGAACUACUGUAGGAACCCGGAUGGAGAUCCCAUGGGCCUUUGGUGCGUGACGACGGACCCUAGCAGGGACUGGGAGUACUGCACCGUCCCGUCAUGCACCCCCAACAUCCUCCACUGCCUGUACGCAUCACAACACCAGUUCCACUGCACCAACGGCGACUGUGUCCCGCAGGACUACGUGUGCGACGGCUGGUAUGACUGUGGUGACUGGAGUGACGAGCUCAGCGGCUGCCCAUGUCUAGAAGGAGACGGUACCUCAUAUCGUGGCUCCAUCGCCGAGACCAGUUCCGGACUAACCUGCCAAGCCUGGGACAGCCAGGAGCCACAUCUCCACGACUACGGGCCGGAAAACUAUCCAGAUUCCGGACUGGAAAACAACAGUUUCUGCAGGAAUCCGGACGAAGAUCCGAACGGCCCUUGGUGUAUCACAGUGGACCCGGAUAAAGAAUGGGAGUACUGCACUAUUCCUUUGUGUGGCGGUAAUCAAGCCCUUUACUGUGGCAACAUCAACAACCCCCAGUCGGUCUUACCUUUUUACUACAGCAAGUAA